AUGCGUUCAUUGCUGUUGCUCAGCCUGUUGGCGCUGGGCACAGACUCACACUCGAUUGGCUAUCGCAACAAUCUGUUAGCCUAUGCGCCGGCUCGGGGCGAGUUUCCCGUGCAGAGCGAACGGGCCCAGAGCUAUGUACGAUAUUUGGACAACUCAGGCGCCGAGCGACUGCUGGCAUUCACUUAUCCGGAACCGCUUUUCGGCGUACGCAGCACGGAGCAAGUGAAUCCACAAUUGCGCAGCAGCAGCGGCGGCAGCAGUAUCAGCAAGGAAAAGCAACUCCAAUCACAAUUUGCAAGUUUUCGAGAUUGGUGCGAACAGCGCUAUAAUGCUUUGCGAACCGAACUGGAUCGACUGCGUGCCGAGGGCCAACAGCCCUCACCGAGUAUAUUGGCACAGUAUGAGCCGCUCGAGGAGAUCAUCAAGAUGAACGCCUUUGAGCCGGUGCCUGGACUGACUCCGGAAGUGCAGCGAGCACGUGAUGAGCAUUUGCGCAUCUGGUAUGAGACUCGUCUGCAGGCGCUGAAAGCGGGGGCGGGACUGCCAAAAACACCACAAUUACCAACUAUUAAAACACAGCCCAUUGCGAAUAUUCCGGAGAUACAGCCGGAAAAGCCAUUACUCAACCGGACGAAGUUACCGGCAUUUUUGACUUUAAUAGCACCCAAACCUGUGCAGGAGACAGAUGAGGUGUUCCGCGCUCGCGAGAAGCACCUCCAGCUCUAUAAUGAGGCGCUGAAGAAGCUACCGCAGCCUAAUCGGCCACAGGCACAAACACAGACACAGCCUCAACCACAGACAGAGCCACAGCCACAGUUGCAGCCCAAGGAUCCUCAAAUUCAAGAGCCUCUGAAUCUGCUUCCGCUGCCCCUUCUGCCAACCGCACGGCCACAGCAACAGCCUCAGGAUCCACAAAGUCAACUGCCCCUGGGGCAACUUGGCGAAGCAGAGGCCGAGCCACAACAGCAACCAGAAAGGGACACAAAUACUAAACCAAUUGUUCCACUGCCAGUGGCCUUCUUCCCAAUCUCCGUUCCAAAUCCGCAGCCCCUUCUGCCAACCGCACGGCCACAGCUACAACCUCAGGAUCCACAAAGUCAGCUGCCCCUGGAACAACUUGGCGAAGCAGAGGCCGAGCCACAACAACAGCCCGAAAAAGACACAAAUACUAAACCAAUUGUUCCACUGCCAGUGGCCUUCUUCCCAAUCUCCGUUCCAAAUCCGCAGCCCCUUCUGCCAACCGCACGGCCACAGCUACAACCUCAGGAUCCACAAAGUCAACUGCCCCUUGAACAAUUUGGCGUAGCAGAGGCCGAGCGACAACAGCAACCAGAAAAGGACACAAAUACUAAACCAAUUGUUCCACUGCCAGUGCCAAACUUCCCAAGCACUAUUCCACUUAUAUAUUUACCCCAGCCAACGACAACGAUCAAGGUGAACGAGCAGCAAAUUCAGCAGCUCCAAAAGGAUAAGCUGAUGGCCGAGGAUCAACUGGCUGACAUCGAAGACAAGAUACGCGAUGAGGAACGCGAACGUGAUGAGAAGCGGCAACAGGAAAAAGAUCGUCUCGAGGAGCUGCGCCUGGCUGAGUUAGAGGCACAACGCGAGGAGCAGCGUAUCCUGGAAGAGCAACGUCGCCUCGAAGCCGAGCGUAUUUCCUUACAGCAGGCGGAGCUGCAGCGAUGCCAAAACGAACGGCUCGCCGAAGCCAAGCGCCUGCAGGCUGAGCAACUGGAAUUGCAGCAGCGGCUGCAAAUGAUCGGUCCAAUUCAGACGCCCGCCGACCAGCAAAUCAAACUGAUUGGACAACAGCAGCCGCAGCCGCAGUUCCAGUCACAGCCACAACCUCAGACAAUUACUCAGCAGCAGCAGGUGCAGAAUAGCUUCAUUUUGCGCAUUCAGACGCCCGGUCAAACAUUCACCGAUGCCUUUGUGAGACAGCCGAAUCCAUUCCUGAAAAACUUAAUACAAAAUCCUCAGCUGCAGGAGCCUCAAGCGCAGGCGACACUGAAAACUAUACCUUCCAGUGAACCUGCUCCCAGUGAUUCAACUUCCUCGACCACUGCAUUCAGUGAACUGGAGAGGGCCCGGCGUGAGCACUUCAAAGCGCAUGAAAUGGCACUUGAGCAGCUGCGACAGUCCAAUAUAAUGGAUGCCAAACUGAUACCAUAA
Messenger RNA from Drosophila grimshawi, 2172 nucleotides. Its product is annotated as mediator of RNA polymerase II transcription subunit 15. The record is from RefSeq and is a predicted model, not a curated record. The transcript has a single exon. Lineage: Eukaryota; Metazoa; Arthropoda; Insecta; Diptera; Drosophilidae. The coding region runs from base 1 to 2172 and encodes 723 amino acids.